AUGGAAGCAGCACGUCUGUCUGCCCAGGAGGAGCUGGCGGAGGUCAUCGGGCCCGCAUGCACGGGUUCUGCUGCUUCAGCAGCAGCAGCAGCAGCAGCAGCAGCAUCUGCUUCGCACGAAUUCAGCAACAGCAGCAGCAGCAGGCUGCCGGACUGCUCAGCUGCAGCAGGGGCCUCGCAUGCAGCAGCAGACAUGCAGCCUGCUGCUGCAGCAGAUGCUUGGCUGCAGCGCGGUGCUGCUGUUCGUUUGACUCGAUCUACAACUCCACGUCUGCCGGUGCAGCAGCAGCUUGCUGCUGCUGCUGCUGCUUCUUCUGCGCUGCUGCCAGCAGAGGAGAGGCAGCAGAUAGCAGCUGAUGCAAUUGCUGCUGCUGCUGUUGCAGGGCUGCGAGGCAGCAGCAGCAGCAGCAGCAGCAGCACAACGCAUGCACGACCCCACACCACCGCCGUGGAGGCGCUGGAAGAGACAGUGUGCCGCCUGCUGCCGUGCAGAGACACCCGGGGGCCGCGUUCUGCUGCUGCUGCUGCUCUGGACCCCCUGGUGACGCAGCAGCAGCAGCAACUGCAGCAGCAACUGCAGCAGCAAAAGCAGCAGCAGCACUUCAUGCAACAGGCGCAGCACCAACAACAACCCUUCGUGCAUGCCACCCAGCAGCACCCGCAGCAGCACCAGCAGCAGCACCAGCAGCAGCAGCAGCAGCAGCAACCGCAGCAGCUGCUGCAGCCGAGGGAUACGCACGAGGCCUGUGUUCAGCUUGGGGGGCCGCUGCAGCCGGCAGAGGAGCAGCAGCAAGACAGACAGCUGCAGCAGCAGCUGCUGCAGCAGCAGUACUCUCUGGAGCAGCAGCAGAUGACGCCGCAGCAAACGGCAAUUCUGCAGCAGCAGCUGCCGAUGGGGGUGGCGCAGCAGCACCUGCAGCCAGCACCUCAGCAUCCGCAGCAGCCGCAGCAGCAGCACAUGCAGCCGCCGCAGAUGCAGCAGCAGCAUCGGCAUCCGCAGCAGCAGCAGCCACACAUCCAGCCGCAGCAGAUGCGGCAGCAGCAGCUGCAUCCCCAGCAGCAGCAUAUGCAGCCGCAGCGUCAGCACCUCUGGAGCAGCAGCAGAUGA
Molecule: messenger RNA, 1107 nt
Organism: Eimeria mitis
Lineage: Eukaryota; Apicomplexa; Conoidasida; Eucoccidiorida; Eimeriidae
Exons: 2
Coding region: 1-1107 (368 amino acids)
Source: RefSeq, a predicted model, not a curated record